Molecule: messenger RNA, 786 nt
Organism: Prorocentrum cordatum
Lineage: Eukaryota; Dinophyceae; Prorocentrales; Prorocentraceae
Source: the annotation of a GenBank genome assembly
AUGGUGAACACGGUGAACGCCCCGCCCGGGACCACGGGCCAGAUCCACGGGUCGAUCACGGCCGUGAUGCGCGCCUUCGGGGCCGCCGCGCGGCCGCUCUACCUCCCCGACGCGAGCGCCGGCCCCGCGACCGCCGACUGCGCCUCCCUGGUGGUGUACCUCGACGUCACCAAGGGGUUCAACGCGGUGGUGUCCCGCGAGCGCCUGGCAGCCUACACCGUGGAGGCGCUGCAGGGGUUCAGCACGUGGGUGCCCCUGGCGCCGCCGUGCGCCGCGCCGGUGGUUUCUACGCAGACGUCGACCGGCUGCAUCCACGGCCUGAGCGUGGGCGCCAUGGUGGUGGACGUGGUGGACUGGGUCCGCAGCCCGCCCCGGCAGGUGAGGUUCCGGUGCCUGGAGUCGCUCGCGGACCCCGUCAGCCUCCGGAGCUUCGCGGUGGCAGAGGUGGACCUGCCGUCGGAGCUGUGGGCGAAAAGCGAGACCCGCGGCCUGGCUGCGGCUAGAGUCCAGGCUCCCGCUGGCGCCGCCGGCGCGGGCGCCGUGGGCGCGGGCGCGGGCAGCGCCUCCGCGAGCUCCUCGUCGGCCGCGGCGGCGCCCGCCGCCGCGGCGCCGCCCGCCUCAGCCGAGCGCCGGGCUCGCGAGGGUCGCGAGAGGCGGCGCGCGGAGCCGCUGUGGACGCCGCUGGCGGAGCUGGCGAGGGGCGAGUACGAGAGUGCGAAGGUGCCGGGGGAGAUGCUGAAGAGCAGCCACGCUGGUCUCGAGAAGGGGCAGGUGCCGGCUGCAUGA